Molecule: messenger RNA, 918 nt
Organism: Priceomyces carsonii
Lineage: Eukaryota; Fungi; Ascomycota; Pichiomycetes; Serinales; Debaryomycetaceae
Gene: ABG1
Product: Abg1p
Exons: 1
Coding region: 1-918 (305 amino acids)
Biological process (GO): fungal-type cell wall biogenesis; (1->6)-beta-D-glucan biosynthetic process
Cellular component (GO): endoplasmic reticulum membrane
Source: RefSeq, a predicted model, not a curated record
AUGAAGCUUUCAAGUUUGAAUUUACUUUCAAUGGCUGCAAUAAUGUCGGUUGUGUUCGCUUUUAGUGAUACGGCACCGCUCUAUUCUUCCAAACAACUUAUGGGAAAGUUCAACUAUAUCACUCAAGCAUCUGCGGUGUCGAACGCUAUAAAGACAAUCAGCUCAGAAAUUUGUGAGUCUGGUGACGGAAGAUUGAUAAUUUACAGGGUAUCGAAGUUAUUAAGGAAUGCUCCCAGCGAUAAGGGGUUCUUUAUCAGACACGUUCAUUAUGAUACCGUUGAGGACUUGGAUUUUACAUUUGGUCCCACCUGUGAUGGCAGCAAAGUUGAGUUUGCAUCGUAUUCUCCUGGUGUUGAAAAUGGUAGCAGUGAGAUUUUAAUAAUUGACGUUGAAGAUGAGGCAAACCAUACUGUCGACGAAUUUUUGGAUCAUUCAAGCAAUACUCUUGUGAUUGUGCAAGGUAAGCCUUUGUUUGGAAAGCCAGAGUCUAAGGUCGAAGGAAUCAAGCACUAUAUAGAGGACAAAGUAUUUGACAAUUUAAAUGUUGAGCUAGACCUCAAUAUGGGCCCCGUCAAGAGAGCAAACUCUGAAGAUGAUGAUUUCGAAAAAAUUGCAGAAGAGGUAGAGGACGAUUUUAAGCAGGCGCAAUCGUUGGUUGCAGAAGAAGGAAACAAUACUUUUGUUACAAUCAUGGAUACUUCCACAACGGAUGAACCUAUUGUUCCAGCUAAGGCUAGAAGUGUAAAUCUGAAUCUUUUCACUAAUUAUCAGUUCUUCACUCCAGGAAUCUGGAUGGGUUUAAUUGUUUCGGGCUUUUUGAUUUUUGUGUUUUAUAUUGCGUUAAGUUGGAUAUCUAGUCUUGAGAUUUCCUACAAAGCAUUCGAUAAGCAAAUUGAUUUCGAAAAGAAAAAUGAGUAG